Peromyscus californicus insignis is the source of this 2226-nucleotide messenger RNA. RefSeq names its product ring finger protein 121 (gene Rnf121). The record is from RefSeq and is a predicted model, not a curated record. Gene Ontology annotation, cellular component: endoplasmic reticulum membrane; Golgi membrane. Bases 34 to 1017 code for a protein of 327 amino acids. The transcript is spliced from 9 exons. Lineage: Eukaryota; Metazoa; Chordata; Mammalia; Rodentia; Cricetidae. Gene Ontology annotation, molecular function: ubiquitin protein ligase activity; metal ion binding.
CGCGGGGGACAGGGGUGGGGGCCGGCCGUGAAGAUGGCGGCAGUGGUGGAGGUGGAGGUUGGAGGAGGUGCUGUUGCGGAAAGGGAGCUAGAUGAGGUUGAUAUGUCAGACCUCUCUCCAGAGGAGCAAUGGAGGGUCGAACAUGCACGUAUGCAUGCCAAACAUCGUGGCCACGAAGCCAUGCAUGCCGAAAUGGUCCUUAUCCUCAUUGCUACCUUGGUGGUGGCCCAGCUGCUCCUGGUACAGUGGAAACAGAGGCACCCCCGUUCUUACAACAUGGUGACCCUCUUUCAGAUGUGGGUUGUUCCCCUCUAUUUCACAGUGAAGCUGCAUUGGUGGAGGUUCUUGGUGAUCUGGAUCUUCUUCUCUGCUGUCACAGCCUUUGUCACCUUCCGAGCCACACGGAAACCUCUAGUACAGACAACACCAAGGUUGGUUUAUAAAUGGUUCCUCCUAAUCUAUAAAAUCAGCUAUGCCACUGGCAUUGUUGGCUACAUGGCUGUCAUGUUUACCCUCUUUGGUCUUAACUUAUUAUUCAAGAUUAAACCAGAAGAUGCGAUGGACUUUGGCAUUUCUCUUCUCUUCUAUGGUCUCUACUAUGGAGUUCUUGAGCGGGACUUUGCAGAAAUGUGUGCGGACUAUAUGGCUUCUACCAUAGGGUUCUACAGUGAGUCGGGCAUGCCUACCAAGCACCUUUCAGACAGCGUGUGUGCUGUGUGUGGGCAGCAGAUCUUUGUGGAUGUCAAUGAAGAGGGCAUCAUCGAGAACACAUACAGGCUUUCCUGCAAUCACGUAUUCCAUGAGUUCUGUAUCCGAGGCUGGUGCAUCGUGGGAAAGAAGCAGACGUGUCCCUACUGCAAGGAAAAGGUGGACCUGAAGAGGAUGUUCAGCAAUCCCUGGGAGAGGCCUCACGUCAUGUACGGACAGCUGCUGGACUGGCUUCGGUACUUGGUAGCUUGGCAGCCUGUCAUCAUUGGCCUGGUACAGGGCAUCAGCUACAUCCUGGGCCUGGAGUAAUCAGGAACCACAUCCCUGGAGAACCCACCCCACCCACCGUGGACCUCAGGGCACUCUCCUUGCUGCCCACAAAGACUUGGGUGGGAAAGACUCAAAGGCACUUGGGCCACUCAGGACCUCCCCAGCUGUGUCUGGGUUGCAGGGGGGGAAAUGAUGGAGAACCAGCCAGUGGGGCUGUCAGCAGUGGGGGCUUUUUAAAAGAAAAUUAUUUUGAUGAAUAUAUUUAAAUUUUUUUAUUGUGGAGCAUAGGAACUGUCCCCCACCCCGUGGCCUUACCCUCCUUGAACAGGGUAGGGCAAAGCUAUUGGUUGGGAGGCGUCUUCUCACCUCUGGCUUAAGAGCAAUGGUGGGUUUCCCUUCCCUUCCCUCUGCAAGGCUGAAGCCCGGUUUGCAGAGUGGAGAAGAGCUCAGACUGGUGCCACAGAUCAACACUGAGCAGUGAAGGGUCUCUUCAUCCGUCUGGGAUAUAAGAUGGCUGUUGUACAUGGCUCGGUUCCCUUUUUGUCUGGAAACUAAAGACUGAGUGUGGCAAAAUCAAUGACAUUUCCAACUAGGGAAGCCCUGUGACCUCAGAAUUCACUGACAUGUUUUGGGACAACUGGAAGAAUGAGUAGUGUGGAUAACCUGCUGCUGGGCAGGGCUGUUGCCAGGCAGGGCGUAGAAACCAUCUGUGUAUAGUUGAGCUGUGGAAGCUACUUUGGCAGCAAUGAAUGUUGAGCUUUUUGUGCAAAUAGACCCUUCAGCCUGGAAGUGGUAACAUGUGCCAAAGGCUGCUCUGCACCUCACUUCUUUACCAAAAGCCUAAGUGUGUGUGUGUUUGUGUAUGCACAUAGCAGAUAGACUAAUGGAUAUCAGUUUCUGCUGGUCAUCAAUAUGCCCUUGAAGCUAAGCAGGGAUUCCCAGACCAGGUAACAUCCCUGUGUAGGCUUGGUCAUUUGUGGGCUCUUCCUGGGCCCGACAAUUAGAGUGGUGGGUGGAUAGAAAGUAAGGCCUGAGUGGGUACAGGUUCUGAAAAAGGGGCUUCUGAGCCGGCCUAGCCUUAGUCCUGGGCAUCUGGACAUCUGGAGUCACUGGGAGGGAGGGCCUCGUGGGGCUGCAGCUCUGUGUUUCUAGGGAAAUAUGGCCCAGCCCCUUUGAAGGCAACAGGAACCCAACAGGGUCCUGUCUUCUCGAAUAAAGCUCCCUGAGCUGGGCUGAAGAGCUCACAGC